Messenger RNA from Prunus armeniaca (apricot), 477 nucleotides. Lineage: Eukaryota; Viridiplantae; Streptophyta; Magnoliopsida; Rosales; Rosaceae. The record is from the annotation of a GenBank genome assembly.
AUGGGUCACUGUUCAUCAGCAGCUCUGUUAGCGAUGGUGGCGUUGACCCUGUUGACCACAACUCACGGCAUCGACAACAGCAGUGGCGGUAGGGCCACGUUGUGCGACGGCCUCACCGACCCAUCAUGCCUCAUUGCAAACAGCGACUUGGACGGCAUGGAGUUCUUGAUGGACUCGGAAAUCAGCACAAGGAUCUUGGCCGGACGUCAAAGUUUAGCCAGAGCGGCACUGAAUCCCAGCAAAGCGGCGUCGUGUGAUCGGAGGGGUUUCCCUCCUUGCCAUCCCGGCUCCAACAGAAAUCCCCCGGCGCCCAGUUGCGAAAAGACAAGCAAUGUGGGGAAGACCGAGCGGAGGAGGGGGAUGAUCAGGGGAAAUCGAGGGUGGUGGGCCGAUCUCCAUAGCCUCAUGGUGGCUGGUCGGACAGCUAUGGUGGUUGGGGUGGUGACUGUAAUAGGAGACGGGAUAGGUUACUCGUGA